AAUCACAAACAAAUCAACAACCUUUUAUUGUUGGAUUAGGUAAUAACGAUAUGACAACAAUUAAUGCUGAACAAACUUUUCCAAAUUUGUUCUUUCAAUUGCCAGAUAUUUCUUUUAGUAAUGUUCAUGCUAAAGUUAACUACCGCCAAGCUUAUGUUAUGAUUAAUGGAUUUUUUAUUAGCAAGUACACACCAAAAGGUAAAGAAAAAGUUGUCCAGAAAAGGAAUAAAAGUCAGCAAGAAGAUGAAGAUGAAAUAUCAAAUUCAAGUUCUA
Messenger RNA from Dentiscutata erythropus, 273 nucleotides. The record is from the annotation of a GenBank genome assembly. Lineage: Eukaryota; Fungi; Glomeromycota; Glomeromycetes; Diversisporales; Gigasporaceae.